This is a messenger RNA of Otolemur garnettii (small-eared galago), 1480 nucleotides long. It is a transcript of the gene NEK2, whose product is annotated as NIMA related kinase 2. The record is from RefSeq and is a predicted model, not a curated record. The transcript has 8 exons. NCBI's taxonomy places the organism in Eukaryota, Metazoa, Chordata, Mammalia, Primates, Galagidae. Gene Ontology annotation, biological process: protein phosphorylation. Gene Ontology annotation, molecular function: protein kinase activity; ATP binding. The coding region runs from base 47 to 1156 and encodes 369 amino acids.
GGCGCGACCUGGGGAAGGUAGCACGCGUCCGGCGGCGGACCCAGCCAUGCCGUCCCGGGUGGAGGACUAUGAAGUGCUGCACACCAUUGGCUCAGGCUCUUAUGGUCGCUGUCAGAAGAUCCGGAGGAGGAGUGACGGCAAGAUGUUGGUUUGGAAAGAACUUGACUAUGGCUCCAUGACAGAAGCUGAGAAACAGAUGCUUGUUUCUGAAGUGAAUUUGCUUCGUGAACUGAAACAUCCCAACAUUGUUCGUUACUAUGAUCGAAUUAUUGAUCGAACCAACACAACACUGUACAUUGUAAUGGAAUAUUGUGAAGGAGGGGAUCUGGCUAGUGUCAUUACUAAGGGAACCAAGGAGAGGUGGGGAAGAAAGGAACAAAUAAGUCGCAUGUCCUACAAUGAGAAAUCAGACAUCUGGUCACUGGGUUGUUUGCUGUAUGAGUUGUGUGCAUUAAUGCCUCCAUUUACAGCUUUUAACCAGAAGGAAUUAGCUGGGAAGAUCAGAGAAGGCAAGUUUAGGCGAAUUCCAUACCGUUAUUCUGAUGAAUUGAAUGAAAUUAUUACGAGGAUGUUAAAUUUGAAGGAUUACCAUCGACCUUCUGUUGAAGAAAUUCUUGAGAACCCUUUGAUAGCAGACAUGGUUGCAGAAGAGCAAAAAAGAAAUUUUGAGAGAAGAGGGCGACGAUUAGCAGAGCCAGAAAAGUUGCAGGAUUCCAGCCCUAUAUUGAAUGAGCUGAAGCUAAAGGAAAUUCAGUUACAGGAGAGAGAACGAGCACUCAAAGCAAGAGAAGAAAGAUUGGAGCAGAAGGAACGUGAGCUUUGUGUUCGUGAGCGACUAGCAGAGGACAAACUGGUUAGAGCAGAAAGUCUGCUGAAGAAUUACAGCUUGCUAAAGGAACAGAAGUUCCUGACUCUGGGGAGUAGUCCAGAACUUCUUGAUCUUCCAUGCUCAAUAAUUAAGAAGAAAGUUCAUUUCAGUGGGGAAAGUAAGGAGAACAUCAUGAGGAGUGAGAAUUCUGAGAGGCAGCUCACCUCCAAGUCCAAGUGUAAGGACCUGAAGAAAAGGCUUCAUGCUGCUCAGCUGCGGGCUCAAGCUCUAUCAGAUCUUGAAAAAAAUUAUCAACUAAAAAGCAGACAGAUCCUGGGCAUGCGCUAGCCCUAGGGAGGCACAGACCUGUUUACCGUAUUUAAUACCACCAAGCUUUAAAGAUGGAUAUUAAACUGCUGUAGCUUCCUCUACUUGGUUCCGUGAGCCAUGCCUUCUUAUAUAGUAAGCAUGAUAUUUUGGAACUGCCUUUGCUGUUCCUCAGCAACAAUUGUACAAAAUGUUCACACCUUAAUUUUUCUUUCUUUUAAGAACACUUUAUAGAAAAAAAUGAUACUUUCUUGGUUGAUUGGGCUUUUAAUCCUGUAUGCAAUUACUGCUAGGAACAUGAGAUGUGACAUUCCAAAUCUUAGGAGAAAAAAUAAUGUUAGGAAA